Molecule: messenger RNA, 1573 nt
Organism: Porites lobata
Lineage: Eukaryota; Metazoa; Cnidaria; Anthozoa; Scleractinia; Poritidae
Source: the annotation of a GenBank genome assembly
AUGUUCAUGCGCAAAGAAACAGUAGUCUUAACAGCGCUGUUUGUGGCAUCUUUGUUGAGUUCAAGCGAAGCAAUCUGCAAACAUCCCAAAGAAACCAAAACGUGGAAGCGUAAGAGUCUUAUCGAGCGAGCAGUUGCGUCUGAUAUCGUUAUAUAUGGCGAGGUAAUAUCCAGCCCUUGUUGGAAGCCUGGUUAUGUCAAACCAACACCUCUACCAACAACAGCUCUGGUUCUAAGCAGCGGUGGUAACUCGUCUAAUGCAACUGGCAAUGCGACAGUUUCGGCUCCUCAAGUUGUAAAUGUUACGAUUCUUCCAACUACACCCCCGUACAACUGCAGCUCAGAAUUCUAUAGCGCUAUCAUAAAGGUGAUAUGCGUAUUAAAGGGUGGCUCCGUACCACUUUUUGUUCAAUUGGAAGGUUUUGGUCAUGGCCAAGGAAUCUGCUUGGAUGAAUCUUCUCACGAUUACCAUGCGUUCAACAUGUUGAAGUACUUGAUAUUCAUCGGAAGGUAAGGGGUGUUCGAUAAUUGUUUUUUUCAUUCACUCGACUGAAUUUAGUUCGCAUUACCACUCCCGCUGUUUCGUGCUUUGAAACCUUGCGCUCAGAAAGGGAUUUAACUCUCUGGGCUUGUUUUUGAUAGAGACCAUUUCUACACAGCCUCAAUUGGAUAUAACUAUAACUUUUUUUUAAAUUUAUUCACUUUAAUUUUACGGCAUCAAAAUUACAUGGCUGGCACCACACGAGCGACUGAGAUGAAGCAAUUCCUGUGUUCUGAUUAGCUACCUGAGUGGGGAAAAUGAGUUUUUAUUCAUGGCUGAAUCCGCCAGCGGACUAGUCUCCUUCGCAGCAAACAAUCAGCCGGCAAGAUGAAGCGCAUCCUGCGUGCUGAUUGGCUACCUGAGCGGGUUAGAUGGGCUCAUCUUGCCUGCUCGUGAUUUCCCGCGUUGGUUUCGCAAGAAGAAAAGUUCUCUUCAGUUGGCUAUAUAACAAAUAUUUUAUUGACCAAGCUUGUUAGGUCAAGACGGCUAGAUAUUGGCCUCGUUCGUUUUGGCGUUUUUAUUGACCUUGAAUACCUCUAGGUCAAUUCAAAUGUAAAAAAGAACGGGGCCAAUAUACAGCCAUCUUGACCGAACAAGCUUGGUCAAUAACGCAAAAGCUCGGUAUCGCCCGCUUUGUCUGUCCCAAAAGAAGAUAUUCUUUUGACCAAGCUUGUUUUGGCCUCGAUUCUAAGUUUAUAUAACUUGUGUUCAUGAUUAGAAGCCAUUAAGACAGAAAUAUCUUUUUAAAUAUUUCAGGAGUAAAAACGAAAGCAGUUCCAGGCCUUUCUUUAUCAACUCGGUGAACAACCAGCCUGCUGCUACUGAGAUGAGCGAUGAGAGCAUGCUUGAACCAAUCUUCGAGACCACUGGAAAAAAUGCUCACAUGCCCACUGGAGUCAGCAACACAACUGCGCAUGGCGUGUGCAAACCUUACGUUAAGAGCUCUGCGCAUGUUUGGUCUGCACGCGAAAGCGUGUAUUUACUUCUGGCAAUGGCAGCUAGUUCAAUCUUGACAUACGGAAAUUUCCAUUAA